Messenger RNA from Gossypium raimondii (Peruvian cotton), 1080 nucleotides. RefSeq names its product protein MAINTENANCE OF MERISTEMS-like. Gene Ontology annotation, biological process: meristem maintenance; meristem development. The record is from RefSeq and is a predicted model, not a curated record. The transcript is spliced from 5 exons. Bases 1 to 1080 code for a protein of 359 amino acids. NCBI's taxonomy places the organism in Eukaryota, Viridiplantae, Streptophyta, Magnoliopsida, Malvales, Malvaceae.
AUGCCGUACUUGGAGCAAGCCGGAUUUGGGUCAGUAGCAUUGAUCCGGACGUUCGACUUGCGGUAUGAUUUAUUAUCUGCGCUAGUGGAGCGGUGGAGCCCGGAGACCCACACUUUUCAUUUUCCGUGUGGGGAGUGCACGGUGACCUUAGAGGAUGUUGCACUGCAGCUUGGGCUCUCAAUCGACGAUAGUCCCGUAACGGGAGUAACUUUAUUUACUGAUCCGGCUGCACUGUGUUAUCAACUACUAGGAGACUCAUCAAACGACGAUGAGUCAAAUUUUACGAGCUUGAAAUUUACAUGGCUGAAAGCCAAAUUUGGACAGUUAUCAGCGAAUGCCACUGAAGGUGAGUUGAUGUGCGCUGCUCGAGCGUACAUCAUGCAUAUCCUAGGGGGAGUACUGAUGCCCGAUGCAAACGACAACAAGCUGUGGCUCCACCGUUCUAGCAGUGUUAUAUCGGGAGCUUUGUCGGACGACAAACCCUUCUGUUGUAAACAUGGGCGGAUGCCUUACAUUGUUUCAGUCCUGGGCGCUCUAACGGAUGCCAUUUUUGGUAUUGGUUACUCACCAACCGUGGAGUAUUUAUCCGGGUAUCGGGAGGUCACACACUGUCCCGAUAUACCGACUCAUGAUCGAACAGCAUGCCGAGGAAGGGCUGUGAUACCCUCGUCUGCAUACGUUCAUUCUGAAAUGUGGUGCACUAAUGCACCAAUUAUAAAUUUCAAUGUAGUCGAGUGGUACCAUGGGGAUCGGGUGCUACGACAGUUUGGUUGCAUCCAAUAUAUCACGGAUCCGCCAUGCGAGGUGGGGGCGGUUCACGACAUCAACAAAAGAGGAAAACCGCAUUGCGGAAAGCCAUAUAUACUUGGAGGGCAGAUGACUAUAGUCCCCCCGCACAUGCAGCGACCUGGGGGAUCGUACCCAGCGGCCCCGAUAGAGGCGGAGCUUGCGGCAGAUCAUGAUCCUAAACCAGAGCCCGAGCCGGAGCCCGAGCCAGAUCCCGAGCAGUCACAUUCACAUGGGGAUCCACAUUGCAAUCAUCCAGAUUUGGUGGGCAAUGGCUAUAUUCCGAGCUUCUAA